This is a messenger RNA of Ectocarpus sp. CCAP 1310/34, 1027 nucleotides long. Lineage: Eukaryota; Phaeophyceae; Ectocarpales; Ectocarpaceae. The record is from the annotation of a GenBank genome assembly.
AUGGUUUAUGGGAGCGCCUCUGUGCGCCACCGGCGCACGGCCUUCGACAGACGGCCGAGCUGCCUCAACACCAACACGGACGCGACGAAGCCGCUAUGCUGCCGCACCACCGUCACCACUAAUAGCAACGGGGGCCAUCGUACAGGAGAUCAAGAUGACCGUCACAGCGACGAGGAGGAGAAGGAGGAGGAGGACGACGGCGUCAAGGGGAGACACCAUGCCGGCUCCGAUGUUCACUGCUGUGGUGUUGUCCGCCUUGGCCACCCUGUGGGUAGCCGCCGCCGCCGCAACAGUCGCGGCAGCAUCACCAUCUUCGAUCGGCGCCCCCCCCCAACAACCCACCGCAGCCGCAGCAAAAGCCGGACAGGUGCCAUCCCACCGGUGGCGAUCAGCCAGGGAAGUAGCAUCAGCAGCAGCAGCAGCGGCAGGAGCAAGAGCAGCCGCAAGCGCCGCACCACCGGGGCUGGCGUUCGCGCACCCACACGGGUCUUUGCCGGCGGCGCCGUACAGGGGACGCUGCCGUUGGCGUCCCCGGUUCUCCGGAGACGCAGCUACCGCGCCGCCCGCUGCUGCUGCCGCUGCUGAUGCUGCUGCUGCUGCCAGCAGUGGCAUCAUCAGGGGCAUGGUGGGUGCGGACACCACCGGGUUUAGAGGUAGUGGGGGCACUUCGCUCAGACCGCAACAGCAGCGGCGGCGGCGUGGGCAUCAGCAGCAGCGACCGUCGUCGACAGGCGCCACCGCCACCAUGUCGUCGUUGUCUUCGUCGUCCGACGGCCGGCGGCGCUCUUCUCUUCGACCCGGGGACACGAGACUUCUCCCGUCCACGGGUGGUAGUGUUGCCGCCGCUCCCCGCCGCCGUUCAUUGCUGUUACCCCGCGCUCCACCCCCCAACGUCUACGGGAGCGGCAACUUCGUGUCGCCCCUGCGUGCGGCCGCCGGUGGUGGUGGUGACACGCCGAACGGGGCUGGGGAAGCACCGUCCCCCCCGGUCAAGAACGCUACCGCCGAGGACGGGGGGGAGGAGGGG